UUAAGCAUUCACCACAAAAAUACCCAUGGCUAACAAAAGCAAUACUAUUAUUCAAGUCAUUCCGUUACAAAUCUACACAGCGGGGAAGUGGGGACUAGCUUCUGCUCGACAAUCUGCUUGGUGGGAAAAUAUUCAAUUAUACCAUGGAGUUAGAAACAGCUCCAUGAUUUUUAACGGAGUUAAGCUGGUUGGUUGGCGAGUAUAUGAACACGUUUAGCUCUGCGAGGGUUGUGUGAUCCGAGUUGAAGUAUUUUAGUUGUGCGGUGUACUGGCGGGAAGGUUAGCAGGGGGUCGGGAGUUUUUUGGAACCACUCGUCUUAACACAGCUAGCUGUUGUAGUAGUAGCUACAUUUGGUGAUCGGUUACGAACCAUCCAAAAGACAGAGUGGAAAUAAUCAGUUUGGAGAAGAUUUUCUGUCGUUAACAACGUGAGUUGACUUGUUAUGCAAUAAGUCGACCUGGCCGGCAACUUUCAAUGAUACACAAAUCAUGAAUAUACAGACAAUUGCGGAGCCCCGUACAACGGAGAAAUGAGUUUACAGUGAGAAAUAAACAGCAACUCCACGUUGAGUCCAACUGAAUCAGACUUCCAUUUGACCAUCCUAGCUAGUAAUCAAGAUGCAUUUCGACGAGAUCCUCAACCAUAUUGGUACUUUUGGUCGCUACCAAAAGAUGAUUUUCUUCUUCGUGUGCGUGUUCUCCCUUCCUAUGAGUUAUCAUCAAUUCGCCCAGGUGUUUCUCGCUCCAGACACGGCACACUGGUGUGCCACCCCGCAGCUGACCGAGCCGAACUGCAGCCUCUACUCCAAGGUGUCUGAUGACUACUCACUGUGCCUCGAAGAAAGGAAGAACUUGAGCAUUCCUAGAGAUGAGAAAGGAAAGUUUGAUGGAUGUCUUAGAUACCGCCAUUUUGGUGAAGAGGAUGCUUUACUUUAUGAGAAUGAGACCGAAGGAUUUUGGAAUGAAACCAUUGGGUGCGAUGCGGGAUGGGAGUACGAUCGCUCACAGUAUCACACAACCGUCGUUCAAGAUUUCGAUGUUGUCUGCGACCAAAAAAACAUACCGGAGAUGGCCCAGUCGUUGUUCUUUGCCGGUGUGUUGGUCAGUUCUCUCAUCAGUGGUUUCUUCGCUGACUGGUUGGGGCGUCAUCGGACAUUAUUUCUGUGUCUUGGAUUCCAGUUUAUCUUCAGCUUGGUCACAGUGUUUGCUCCUACGAUGUCUGCUUUCAUAGUAUUGCGUUUCUUUCUGGCUGUAUCUAACAUGGGGGUCUACAUCAUGGCGUUUGUUAUAGGUACGGAGCUCGUAGGACCCGAGUGGCGCACCUUUAUAGGAGUUUGUGCAGAAUGUGCCUUUGCGAUGGGUUACAUGCUACUAGCCGUCGUUGCCUACUUUGUUCGUGACUGGAGAACAUUGCAACUAAUCGGAGCCAUACCAAUUGCAGCCUUCUUUCUUCUCAUUCGCGUAAUUCCUGAGUCUGCCCGUUGGCUGAUCACCCAAGGCAGGCUGGCGGAAGCUGAGGUCAUUAUCCGUAAAAUUGCCAAAGUCAACAAGGCCAAACUGCCAGAACAACUCUUUAGUGAGGCAGAUCGAAUGCAGGUAGUGGUUAGAAGAUCAUUUAUUGAUUUGUUCCGCACUCCAAACCUAAGAAAGAGAACAUUUAAUGUUAUGUUCAACUGGUUUGUCAAUGCUGCAGUUUACUACGGCCUAUCGUUGAGCACCUCCAACCUCGGAACCGACGACUACUUAGCGUUUUUUAUCGGUGGCUUUGUAGAGAUCCCAGCAUGCAUUGCUGUCUUGUUGACUAUCGACAGGUUUGGUCGUCGCUUCAUCCUGUUCUUAUCUUUACUCCUUGGAGGUAUUUCCUGCCUGGCAACCAUCUUUAUUGAGGCUGGAGCAGGAAGAACGACCGUAGCGAUGAUUGGAAAGUUUGGUAUCUCGGCUUCUUUUCUUCUCAUCUACAUAUUCUCAGCAGAGAUCUUCCCUACCCCUGUCAGGAGUAUUGGUAUUGGUCUUUCGUCCAUGUGUGCCCGUUUUGGAAGCAUCAUGGCUCCGCCUCUGUUGGUACUUCGCAGUCUAUGGGAACCACUUCCACUCUUAGUAUUUGGCUGUCUCGCUGUGCUUGCAAGCUUCUUGAGUCUUUUACUCCCUGAGACGUUGGGUCUUAACAUGCCCGAGACCAUCAAACAAGGAGAAGAGAUGGGAGCUGGAGUACCAUUCAGGCUUCCCCACUGGCGAGGUUGGAAACAUGGACAAGGUGUGACCCGUGACGAUGACAAGACCUACAAGCCCGUUGAUACCAACCAGAACGGAAAGAGUGAUGACAUCAGCGGCGAUGAGAGAGGGAGUAAGGAUGAUGGAUGUAAGGUUGAUGAGGACGAAGGUAAAGUUGGUAAUGCUUUAGUGUAAAUUUAGUUUGCAUAGGGGAUGAAGAAUACCAAUCUUGGUUUUUACCCAUUAUUACACACCGAUGUGAAUUAGCACUGUAUACUCAGUACUUUAUGGUUCUCUGUGAAAACA
Molecule: messenger RNA, 2517 nt
Organism: Asterias rubens (European starfish)
Lineage: Eukaryota; Metazoa; Echinodermata; Asteroidea; Forcipulatida; Asteriidae
Product: organic cation transporter protein-like
Exons: 10
Coding region: 619-2406 (595 amino acids)
Biological process (GO): transmembrane transport
Cellular component (GO): membrane
Molecular function (GO): transmembrane transporter activity
Source: RefSeq, a predicted model, not a curated record